This is a messenger RNA of Loxodonta africana (African savanna elephant), 6597 nucleotides long. It is a transcript of the gene TRAF1, whose product is annotated as TNF receptor associated factor 1. Gene Ontology annotation, cellular component: cytoplasmic side of plasma membrane. Gene Ontology annotation, biological process: regulation of apoptotic process; tumor necrosis factor-mediated signaling pathway; protein K63-linked ubiquitination. NCBI's taxonomy places the organism in Eukaryota, Metazoa, Chordata, Mammalia, Proboscidea, Elephantidae. Bases 2430 to 3746 code for a protein of 438 amino acids. The transcript is spliced from 8 exons. Gene Ontology annotation, molecular function: zinc ion binding; tumor necrosis factor receptor binding. The record is from RefSeq and is a predicted model, not a curated record.
GCCCCGGACCUGGGCCUCACUGCCCCCAGCCCUUACUGCGGGCUCGUGGGGCACCCCGGGGGAGCGUUCACCCGUGGAAUAGUCACGGGCCUGCUGUGCGCCCGGAGUUGUGUUCGCAACGGGGUGUGGAGGUGGCAAAACGACGGGGGCCAUGUCCUCCCUCAGCGAGCGCACGAACAGGGAUGGGGGACAGCGACAGGAACCUGGAAUCACAGAGCUGGGCGGCAGGACGCAAUGGGAUCGCGAAGCCGGGCGGCCAGCCUUAUUAUGUGGGCUGCCUACCGAGACUUCACAGGAGAAAUGGGGUCUGGUCCUGGUGGCCCUGAAGGACAAGUGCAAGGCUGGGGAGAUGGGGGAGCAGGGCACAGGGACUUGUGCGUAGGGAGCUACGGGGAUGGAGUCAAUGGAUGUUCAGGGUGGAAGAGAAAGGGGUCCAGGAGGCCGGUAAUGAACAGCCAGAGAAGGAGAGAACCCCGACGGGUGUGGGGGAAGCCGAGGGAAGGCAGGGAUUCUGGAAGGAGCGGCUAAGAACCCUGUCAGGUGCUGGCCAGGAUAUAGAAACUGGGAUAGGCUCAGGACAUUUGGCAACCACGUGACAGGAGAUGGUUCUGUGGAGGCUGGAGUGAGGAAGUGGAGACUCCUCUGCAGACAAUCUUUUCUAGAAAUUCUACAAUUGCAGUGAGAGAGUAGAAGCAGGAGAGAAUUUGGAAUGAGGGUGAAAAGAGCUUUAAAGACGGGCAUUAGCACAAUGUGUACUUAAAACACAGGCUCUCAGUUCAAGAGUUCCCAUUCACUGGCUGUGAGACCUUGGGCAAUCACUUAACCUCCCUGUGCCUCAGUUCCUCAUCUGUAAAGUAGGGAUGACAAUAACAGUACCUGUUUCCUAGGGCUCAUGUGAGGAUUAGACGAGAUGGUACCUGUACUUAACACGGCAGCCAAACACAGAACUAAAAAAGUAGUACCUGUUCUUUUUCAUUUUUAUUAUUAGAGCAGCUUCAGCAUAUUUGGGGUUAAUGGGAAGGAGCUGGUAGAGAAGGAGUCCUCCUGAAGGCAGCGGAGAGAGAAAGGGACCCAGAACUGGGACAGGGAGAUAAGUCAUGGGUGCCUUUUCCAUCCCUCAUGGAGGGGAGGAAGGAAUGGGUGGGGAUGUAGGGAAGUUUGCAUGGUUGGGAUGUACAGUUAAAGAAGUGUGUUUCUCAUAGUUUUUAUGUUCUCUGAAGUAGGCGUUGGCGUCGUUUGCUGAUAGUGCCAGGCCAGGGCUGGCCCAGGUGAAGGUGGAGGCCCUGAUUGACAUAUUACCAGUAGGGUGCCCUGCCCUCAUUGCAGCCAGAGGAGUAACUAAGGUAUGCCAGAUAGGGCGCACGUCCUGGGCACCACUUGAGGAGGUGCGCUAACAAGCAGUUUCUGUUGGCCAUCACCGUUUCCAUCGCCAGCUGUAAGAUCAUUCACCAAUUUAAAACUAAUUGCCAUAUGCACUAAUUCCCGUAGACAUGCCCCUGCUGGCAGCUCAGGUAUCCAGGGAAGGUGGGCAGUUGAAUUUUUCCAGUGCCAGGGACAACAUCCAACCUGCUCUACCCACCUGUGAAGCUCAAGUAAAGUCGAUGGAUUUGAAAACAUUAGGUAAAUAUGAUUUAACAUUUUAAUUCUCUCUGCUCAUUUUGUAGAGCUAGAAGGGGAGCGGCCAUCACCUGAGGACAAUGUCAGACCCUUUGGAGCACUUCGUUUGGGCAACACACUAUGCCACGCUUUCACCCAAGAUCUCAUUUAGUCAUCACAACAAUCGGGUGAAGUAGAUGGGAUAACUGAGACUUACUGUGAGGAAUUGACUUUUACCUGAGUCUGCUCAGCCUCUUUGGACCAUGCAGAGCUAAAGCUCCUGGGACUUGAAUCUUUGGACCCGCUUCCAUGACCUCGGGGACUUCCACCAGGGAGGUGAGCCCCCACCAGGGAAUUCUAAACUACUUGGGGGCCCCAGGGAACAUAGACCAAUCACCAGCUGUGUUUCUUUCUGCCGAGGUGCCCCAGGGAUCCUUGUCGGAGGAAGCCAGCAGCAGCCUGUGGUUCUCAGACAGGGGAACUCUAACUGUGGUUCCUGAAAGUCUAUGACACAGUUCUUUUUUCUCUCUGACUUGCUCUGUUGCUCUUUCUCACUCUAAAGAAUGGCUGGACACUCCUGAAGCCUCUAGUCACCAUCCAGGGGAUUUUUUUCACCGUGAAGGGUAAUUCCUGCCCCAUCCCUGAUGUGACUCAGCUGUGACGUUGAACUAUACAAGCCAGAGAAAAGACGAUAAAGUCAUCAGAGACUCCCUGUUCACCAGAGAGGGUGGCCCAGGCCCGAACCUACCUCUUCUCUCAUCACAUUCGCCAGUGAGCUGGUCCCUGCUCUGGAGGAGCUUAGACGAGCCCUCUAGCCAGCCUAGGAACCUGGGAUGGCCUCCGGCUCAGCCAGCAGCCCCCGCCCGGCCCCUGAUGAGAACGAGUUUCCCUUUGGGUGCCCCCCCACCGUCUGCCAGGAUCCAUCAGAGCCCAGGGCCCUCUGCUGCGCCACUUGUCUCUCAGAGAACAUCAGGAACAGCGAAGAUCAAAGCUGCCCUAAGUGCAGAGGGGACGACCCCCACUCUGGAAGCCCAGGAAACCUUCUGUCUCAGGAGAAGGACCACCCUGAUGUGGCUGAGGCUAGAGUUGGGUGCCCCUUUGCAGGCGUCGGCUGCUCAUUCAAGGGGAGCUCAAAGUCUGUACAGGAGCAUGAAGCCACCUCCCAGGCCUCCCACCUAAACCUGCUGUUGGGUUUCGUGAAACAGUGGAAGGCCCAGCUGGGCUCUACACAGGAGUCUGGACCCAUGGCCCUGGAGCAGAACCUGUCAGACUUGCAGCUGAAGGCAGCUGUGGAGGUGGCCGGCAACCUGGAGGUGGACUGCUACCGGGCACCCUGCUCCGAGGGCCAGGAGGAGCUGGCCCUGCAGCACUUCAUGAAGGAGAAGCUCCUAGCUGAGCUGGAGGAGAAGCUACGUGUGUUUGAGAACAUUGUCGCCGUCCUCAACAAGGAGGUGGAGGCCUCCCACCUGGCCCUGGCUGCCUCCAUCCACCAGAGUCAGCUGGACUGUGACCGCAUCCUGAGCUUGGAGCAGAGGGCUUCCCUGCAGGUGGUGGAGUUGCAGCAGACCCUAGCCCAGAAAGACCAGGCCUUGGGCAAGCUGGAGCAGAGUCUCCACCUCAUGGAGGAGGCCUCCUUCGACGGCACCUUCCUGUGGAAGAUCACCAAUGUCACCCGGCGGUGCCAUGAGUCAGCCUGUGGCAAGACCAUCAGCCUCUUCUCCCCAGUUCCCUCAUCUGCUUUUUCCAGCUGUCUCUGUGCUGACUCUAGCUUCCACAUUUCAGCUUUCUACACUGCCAAGUACGGCUAUAAGUUGUGUUUGCGGCUGUACCUGAAUGGGGACGGGACAGGAAAGAGGACCCACCUGUCGCUCUUCAUCGUCAUCAUGAGGGGGGAGUACGAUGCCCUGCUGCCCUGGCCUUUCCGGAACAAGGUCACCUUCAUGCUGCUCGACCAGAACAACCGUGAGCAUGCCAUUGAUGCGUUCCGGCCUGACCUUACCUCAGCAUCCUUCCAGCGGCCCCAGAGUGAAACCAACGUGGCCAGUGGCUGCCCGCUCUUCUUCCCCCUCAGCAGACUGCAGUCUCCCAAGCAUGCCUAUGUGAAGGACGACACCAUGUUCCUCAAGUGCAUUGUGGAGACCAGUGCUUAGGUUGGGGAAGGCCAAGCGAGCCACGCCUGGCUCCUGAGGGAGCACCAGCUUAGACAAGAUGACUCUGAGGUCCUGCCCCUGCAACCCACCCUCGAAGGGCACAAGGAUGGACUGGGGCUAGUGUGAUCCGGGUAGACUGACAGGACUGUGGCUGGCUAUGAUCUCAGGAUGGCAGCACCUUGGGCUGGCUCCACAAAGGCAAAGGGUCUAGAAGGAGGCAAUAGCAGAAUUGCUCCCUCUGCACCAACCACACCACACUAGGAGGGCUGGGAGCCACUGCAGCCUGAGUGUUGAGAUGGACUUCUACAAAGAUGGGGAGAGAACAGGGGGCCAGACUGCGGUGUGGAUGGUCAGCUAGAGGUAUAGGACCUGAGCCAAGAAGCUCUCAGGAUGGGAAGGGGUCUCUUCAGGGCCCCCAUAGAGAACUGGAAACACACCUGUUCCCUUCCUGCCUGAGAGCAGAACUAGGACCAGGGGGUGGAAGGAGCAGGGCUGCCAGGCCUGGAAUGAGCUUACCAUCACUGAACAAGCAAAGCCAGAUGGCUACCCUGGAGGGUGAGACAUCAAAUUGGGGGUUGUAUUGGGAACCCUUUAGGGUCCCUUCCAGCCUAGAAAGUCUGCGAUUCUAGUGCUCCUGGCCCAGGUGAAGCCCAGGGCUGCAGGGGGCCUGGAAACAUUCAGGAUCCUCAUACCUUCCUGGCUCCUCACUUGCCUUCAGCCCCGCCAGAUGGGCUGAGCUGGCCAACACAGCACCUGCCACGCUGAGCCUGGAAGCUCAGCUUCCCCAACAUGUCAGAGCACAUAGCCCCUGCGUCCUGUGCCUCCACCAGCCCAAGUCCCCUUUACUUCAGUCAGGUGAAGCCAGGUCACUGUGAGCUCCCCGGAGCAGCCAGAAGGAAUGUGGAGAAGACGGGCAUAAACUCUUCUCUCUCCCUGCCUGGAGGCCCCACCUUCAGUGCUUUCCAGAAUCCAUGUCACCUGAUUAACCAAGGUGUUUGCUUCUCUUAGUUGACUGAUCAGAGCCACCAAGCGGAGGUGGUCUUUUUAAAUACAUAUAGAACCAAAGAAAAAAAUUAAAAAAUAAACUCUUUUGAAGUUUUCAUACAGUGUGUCAUUGUGGGAGUCAGUCCUCAUUGAGCCAAGCUUAAGAAGCCCGCACUUCCAGGUGGUGCUGCAAGUUUGGUCAGUGGCAUCAGAGACUCUGCGUUGGCAGGAGCACCACCCUCCACCUCUGUUCUCCUUUCCAUAAUGGCAACAACCACCCCGUCUCACCUCCCUCGCUGGGGUCUGUGAUCCUCAAAGGAGCGGCUACACGGGGGAGACUGGCUCUGACCUGUUUGUCUUCUCACCUGGGAGGGUUCACACAGCCAUUUCUCAUGAGGGUCAUGAUUUUCCAGAGGCCUCCUGGUCCACACCAGCCUUCCUCACAGUUUACUCUUCCUGCACUUGAUGGGACUGCCAUAAACUUCACUUCUCAGAACUUCAGGGUUUUUAUCUGUGAAAUGGGUCAGCAGCCCUGCCUGUUCUCUCUCUUCCAGCGUUUGUGGGGAUCAAAGGAGGUGAGGGGGCAGCAUGGCCCAGUGGACUUAAUAUAUAAGAAAACCCAGAUCCAAACGCAACUCUAAACCUGAUGUCCUGUUAUGCCUCAGCCUCGUUUAAAAAUAGAAACAUCCUGCCUGGCCCUGCCCAGCUUAUGGGGCUUCAUGAAGCCCAAACACAAUAAUGAAGUACAAGUUCUUUGUAUGUGCAAGAGCUUCUUGCCAUGGGUGGCAGGCUACAAACAUGCUAGGACUUCUUUUUCUGUUCUCAUUGCCGUUGGAUUGCCUGUCAUGGAGACAGACUUGAUUUCCCUCAACAAGUAUGUGAGGAGUAAACGUCUGUCCUAACAAAUUAUGGGGACCUCUGCCUCCAAGCCGGUGUCCUGGCAGAUAACAUCUUCAUCUCUACUCAGGGCUGGGCGGGAUGUUUCUAUUUUCAAAUGAGGCUGAGGCAUGACAGGAUACCAGGUUUAGAGCUGCAUUUGGAUCUGGGUUUUCUGACAUAUUAAGUCACUGAACUGAAGGGAUUUGUGGACAAACUUCUAGAAGCGGCCACUAUUACUCUUUAAUUGCUUAUUUCUGAUGAGCAGAGGCAAUACUUUCUGCAAACAUCGUGAGACACAGCCAUUCUCCCAGCAGAGCUUUAUUGAGACUUGUAUGUGUUAUCCACUGUGCUGGACAUUAGGGGUGGACAGGCAGGAUGGGCUCCCUGCCCUUGAGAAAGUUCAGUGGGGGUAACAGGGACGUGAGUAGAUCAUUACAAUUGAUGAGUAACAGAAACUCCUAGACACCACAGGCUCCGAGACCAUCCAGUGAAGCAGGGAGGGCUUUGAGGAAAAGGUGCCAUUUAAGCUCAGCCUUACAAUGUUUUGGAAUGCAGAGGACGGGUGUGGGGAGAGUAAACACACGAGAUGGGAAACAGUCUUGGCCACAGGCAGGGUCUGUGGGGAGAAGGCCAGCCCUUGGUGAAUCACCGAUGCCAACCCCGAUAAUGCCCCAGGGGGUAAGCACAGAGCAGGGUGGCAGGUCACAGAAGGCCAUUGUCCCCACAGGUGAUCCCCCAACAACCCUGGGCAGAAGGGACAACUAUUACUUAUGCCUUUAAUUGCUCAUUUCUGAUUGGAAGGAAUACAUACUCAUUACAGAGAAACUAAAAAAGGAAUACACAGAAGAAAGUAAAUCAGCUCAUAAGCCUGGUGUCCCAAGAGCACUACUAUGAACGUUUUACUAAAUUUUCUUUGUCCUUUUGAUGGGUAGAUACAAACAUAUACACAUAACCCAUAUACUUAAAAAAAAAAAAAAAAGAAUUAGAA